GUGUGUGUGCGUGCGUGCGUGUGUGUGUGUGUAGGGGGAGUGUUGGUGGCUACUGGGUGGAGAGAAGAGGGAACACGAGGGAGAAAAAAGAACUGGGAGAGGUUGACUGAAGAACAGAAGGAGAGAAAAGAAAGGAAAUACAGUGUGCCAGAAGCGGGGGCACGGCCGGAUAGGCUAUAAGAAGUAAGCAACAAGAAAAAGAAAGGUGGCAGGCGAAAGGAUCUCUCUUCGUAGCAAGGUCUGUUUUUGGGAAAUCGUUAUAAAGAAUAGAAAAGACAGCAUUCCAAAGAGAGGAAACAAGGGAAUGGGCCUUAAUAUAACCAACUCAGGGAUUCAUUGCUGAGUCAACAAUCAGAUAUUUUUAACAGGUUAUUUAAUUUGCCAGACAUUUCAAUAACUGCCUCAAGUGGAAAUAAUUAUUGCAAUUAUUUUCUAACAUCAUACUCUUCCUUUUUAUGCCUAUGCAAUUCUUUGACUGGUAACUAAUUCCUCAAUGCUUUAAACAUUACCCUCUGCACUGCAGGUUUAAUGAGAAUUCAGUCAACACAAGCAGUCAAAUUGGAAGUAAAAAGUCAACUGUGCUCUUUAUAAGAAUACUUCAAAAGUGAAACAUUGCAAAAUGGCUACAACGUUUGCAUUUGGGAAGUAUACUCAUGCAGUGGUGCGAGCCGUCCCUGAUACCUUUGGCAAAAAGGAUGGUGACAAGGAUGAGCAGGGAGCUGAACUUGACUUGGCCAAAGCACAGCGCCAGUAUGGUGUCUACACCGGAAUCCUACGGCAGAAGCUGGGGCUACAGCUGAUUGAAAUACCGGCAGACAGUGGGCUACCUGACAGUUGGCGUGUGGAAGACAUUGCUAUAGUCCAGGGAGACACGGCGCUCAUCACAAGGCCCUGGAGUGCCAGUCGACGUAAAGAGGUGGAUGCAGUCAAGAAGGUCCUGGAGGAGUUGAAAUUGAGAAUAGUGGAGGUGACGGACCAAGAAGCUACUUUGGAUGGAAGUGAUGUGUUGUUCACAGGAAGGGAGUUCUUCGUGGGACUGUCAUCGCGGACCAAUCACAAAGGAGCGGAAGCGGUAGCUGAUACAUUCCGGGAUUUUGCUGUCUCAACUGUAUCAGUUCAUGGCUCCACACACCUCAAGAACCUUUGCAGCAUGGCAGGCUCGGACACCAUUGUUAUUGGCAGCAGUGAUGGUGCCAAAAAAGCUUUGAAGAUGAUGGAACAACUCACGGACCAUCACUAUGAAAUCCUAACAGUCCCAGAUGAUGCCGCAGCCAACUGCAUCUACGUCAAAGUGGGAUCAAACAGCAACUAUCUGUUGCACAGAAGUGCCGAUGAGUGUCCAGAGAGUGCAACUGCUUUCCAAAAGCUGCCUGACUACACCCUGGUGCCCACAGCCUGCAGUGAGGUCUCAAAGCUAGGAGGGACUUUGUCUUCCUGCUCUUUGCUUAUCAAUCGGAAGCUGGAACUGUAGUCAACUCCAUCAAACUUGUUUUGAAAAUUUUGUAUUCAGUGGAAGGAUGAAAAAGUCUCAGCCUUGUACUCCAAUAAAAAAAGGGGGGGGGGGGGGGCAGGGAUGUCCUAGGAGGUGGUGGUUAGAGGCAUGACAAUAGGUGCCAGUAGUCCAACCUGUGAAGUGUAAAUUGUAACCCUGCCUCACACUUCUAAAAUACCAGACUAAAUACAAUAGCAUCCACUUUCCAAGUAUGUCUGUCUUCUUCCUUCCCAGUGAGCCUUUCCCCCAAAUUCACCUCAUAACUUCAAUUUUUAGAAGGAAGCGGCCUUUAAGCGGUUACUUUCUGGACAAACAACUCAUUCAGUGUGGAUGUCAGGGUACUUUUGGUGGUCACUGGUGUCCCUGUUUCCCAGUCUCUUGUACUCAUUUAAUGGUCUACUCAUGGCCUUCCUGCCCUUGAAGUCUGAGAACCCCCUCCUUAUUAUCACCAAGCAGGUUGGAGCAAAUUCAAGUUGUGUUCUUCUAUUUCCCCCAUGACAGCUCUUUCAAAUGCCCUUGGGAAUUAGGAUUUGGAGUGGUCUUUACAUUUAUGGAUGCUGCCACUCCCUGAUAUCUUUCUACGAUAGCUAGUGUGUGUCAUUUUUUUUAGUAUUUGUCAGAUCUUUCACUCAUUUUCUUCCAACUUCACAUCCCUUCUGGCUCUAGAAACCUCUUGUCAGCCAGGCCAUCUGCUACACUUAGCUCCUGGACUACACUCCUGCUCCCAGACCUGCAUAUGAAGUGACAGAUACAUACAGUAGAUACUGCACUCAUCUGAAUAUAGUGUAAGUGUGAGAUAUGGUGUAUGAGGUUAGCAACUCCAGUAGAUCCGAGCCUAGUACAGUCUGCUGAAAGAAGUUCCCAGUGCAGUAUAUUUAUGUGAAGUGAUUAACCUGACACUUUCUAACAUUCUUCUUUUUUAAUCUUAGGCUAUUUUAAUUGAAAUGAUUGUAGGGUAGAAUGGAGUGAGAAUUGGGGGGAGUUGGGUGCCUUAUGUGGGUAAUGGAGUCCCAGCAUCUCUUUUCUGCUUCCAAUAAACAAUGCUGCUUGAUGUGCACAGCAAAGGCCUGGCAUUACUAAGUGCAUCAGACUGGUCCAUGAUGGCGGCCGUUGUCACCAAGGUUUAACAGAGGAUUGUUAACUUGGGUCUUGACUGAGGUCACCAUUUUGAUUCCUAUGAGGUGUGAAUGAGUUCAAACAAAAAUUAUAUUCAUAUUUUUGAAGUAGAGUUAAAUUCUUUUCUAGAAACUACUGAUAUCUGAAAGGUAUAAACUGAACCAAUUUACCAAAAAUGAAAAUGCCAACUGAACCUUUUUUGUUUCAUUUAUUUCAUGGUUUCAGUUCCCAUCUUGAGUGAUGCCUCUUCUUUGCUGGACUUAUUUUUCCUUUUUUUUAAAACACGGAUUAAUAUUGUUAUAAAGAAACUAUGAAUUUUUUAAACAUAAAUAACUUCAAUGUCUUUCUUUACUAAUCGCACUGCAGUUAUGAGUUUGUUAUUGAAAAAAAAGCAUAUUAAAACUAAGCUGUGAAUGAAAAAAUGUA
Erpetoichthys calabaricus (reedfish) is the source of this 3034-nucleotide messenger RNA. It is a transcript of the gene ddah2, whose product is annotated as dimethylarginine dimethylaminohydrolase 2. NCBI's taxonomy places the organism in Eukaryota, Metazoa, Chordata, Cladistia, Polypteriformes, Polypteridae. The record is from RefSeq and is a predicted model, not a curated record. The transcript has 7 exons. The coding region runs from base 620 to 1471 and encodes 283 amino acids. Gene Ontology annotation, biological process: positive regulation of nitric oxide biosynthetic process; arginine metabolic process. Gene Ontology annotation, molecular function: dimethylargininase activity; amino acid binding.